Messenger RNA from Arabidopsis thaliana (thale cress), 1029 nucleotides. Its product is annotated as coiled-coil protein. Bases 15 to 776 code for a protein of 253 amino acids. The transcript has 5 exons. The record is from RefSeq and is marked reviewed. Lineage: Eukaryota; Viridiplantae; Streptophyta; Magnoliopsida; Brassicales; Brassicaceae.
AACAACAAAAGAAAAUGAGUUUUCUUGGAGCAGGGAGACUCGCGGGAAAAGAAGCUGCCUACUUUUUCCAAGAAUCCAAACACGCCGUUAAUCGUCUCGCCGAGAAAUCUCCGGCCACUGGCAAAAAGCUUCCAUCUUCUCCGCCGGAUCCACCGGAAAUUCAACCUGACGUUCUUCCGGAGAUUCUACGCCAUUCUCUUCCUUCCAAAAUAUAUGGUCGUCCUCCUGAUCCUUCGUCUCUCUCCCAAUUCUCCAAAUGGGCUCUUGAAUCUGACCCGAACGCAACAGUUUCUAUAUCCCCUGAUGUCUUGAAUCCUCUCAGAGGUUAUGUGUCUCUGCCACAAGUCACUUUCGGCCGUAGAAGAUGGGAUUUACCGGAAUCUGAGAAUUCGGUUUUGGCGUCAACAGCUAAUGAAUUGAGGAGAGACAGAUACGGCACUCCUGUAAAUCCUGAGAAAUUGAAAGCUGCUGGUGAAGGGCUUCAACAUAUUGGAAAAGCAUUUGCAGCCGCUACUAUUAUCAUCUUUGGUUCAGCCACUUUGGUUUUUGGAACGGCAGCCUCGAAACUUGACAUGCGUAAUGCUGAUGACAUAAGAACGAAAGGCAAAGAUCUUUUUCAGCCAAAACUGGAGUCGAUGAAGGAACAAGUAGAGCCCUUAAGAACUUGGGCUGAAAACAUGUCGAAGAAGUGGCAUAUUGAGAAUGAAGGUGGUAAUACUAUCAAGGAGAAACCAAUCUUGAAGGAGCUUUCGAAAAUUCUGGGACCUAAAUCUUAAAAGGCCAAGACCUUUGGUUAAUGUGUAACCAUGUGGAUAGAGAAAGUCAAAGAAGAAGUUCUAUAUGUUUGUAAGAUUCAAUAAGAUCUUAGGUAAAUUAUCAUAUUGUGCUGUAAGAACUAAGAAGUUUCAAUGUUGCUGUAUAAAGGUUGUAUCGAGUGAUUUAAGUUUUGUAUAAUAAAGUUUUUAUGAGUUUCAAUAUCAAUGUUUCCUAUUGUGUAAGCAAAAUAAAAUGUUUCACUUCUGAUUGGAC